Molecule: messenger RNA, 894 nt
Organism: Insectozyma verbasci
Lineage: Eukaryota; Fungi; Ascomycota; Pichiomycetes; Serinales; Debaryomycetaceae
Source: the annotation of a GenBank genome assembly
AUGCCUUUCCAAAAGAUUCAAAAAUCCUCAGCUUAUCACUCAAGAUUCCAAACUCCUUUUAGAAGAAGACAGGAAGGUAAAACUGAUUAUUAUCAAAGAAAAAGAUUAGUUACUCAACACAAAGCUAAAUACAAUUCACCAAAAUAUAGAUUAGUUGUUAGAUUCACCAACAAAGAUAUCAUUGCUCAAAUUGUUUCAGCUCAAAUUACUGGUGAUGUUGUUUUAACUUGUGCUUAUGCUCAUGAAUUACCAAGAUAUGGUAUUAAACAUGGUUUAACCAAUUGGUCAGCUGCUUAUGCUGUUGGUUUAUUAGUUGCUAGAAGAGCAUUAAAAAAAUUAGGUUUAGAUGAAACUUAUAAAGGUGUUGAAGAAGUUGAAGGUGAAUUUGAAUUAACUGAAGCUGUUGAAGAUGGUCCAAGACCUUUCAAAGUCUUUUUAGAUAUUGGUUUACAAAGAACUACUACUGGUGCUAGAGUUUUCGGUGUCUUAAAAGGUGCUUCAGAUGGUGGUUUAUAUGUUCCACAUUCACCAAACAGAUUCCCAGGUUGGGAUAUUGAAGCUGAAGAAUUAGAUUCAGAAUUAUUAAGAAACUAUAUCUUUGGUGGUCAUGUUUCAGAUUAUAUGGAAGAAUUAUUAGAUGAUGAUGAAGAAAAAUAUAAACAAUUAUUUAAAAACUAUAUUGAAGACGAAAUUGAAUCAGGUGAUGUUGAAGAAAUUUAUGCUAAUGCUCAUGAACAAAUUAGAGAAGAUCCAGAAUUCAAACCAACUGAAAAGAAAUUCACUAAAGAGCAAUAUGCUGCUGAAUCAAAGAAAUAUAAACAAAAGAAAUUAACUAAAGAAGAAAGAAAAGCUAAAAUUGCUGAAAAAAUUGCUGAAUUUAAUCAAUUAGAAUAA